CAAAUUCUAAUAAUUACUCCAAACAUGGGUUCCUUCUUACACAGCCUAACUAUUCUAGUCUUGGUAGUGGCAAUCGUUCCGUGAAAUAAAGGUUAUUACUUGAGUGAUUUCAAAGAUAAGUCAACUGGGAAUUUAGGGUUCAUGGCGAAAAGGAUUGAGAAGAAUGUGAAUAUUGUACUGAUGUGUGUUGGGUUGGUAGAGAUGGUGUGGGAGAGGUCUGAUGAUUAUGGUGAGGUUGAGAGGCAAGUUGAUGGGAUUUGGCAGGCGGUUUUGAAAGAUAUUUUGUAUUGUGAUGAGGUGAGCUGAAUAUAACCCCUGUAUACAUGUUGUACAGAGUCAUGAAAGAAUUCAGAGUAUUUGCAAGACACAUGGUCACUGAAAUGAAAUAUAGCUGUGAAAAGCUAAGACUGUUGUAUUAUAAGAAAUUGCUUGGAGUUAUUACAAAGAUUAUCCAUGACAAAGGGAAGGAUGCUUUUGAUGCUAAAUCUAGAUGCAUUCGUAUGAGGAUUGGUCAAUUCUUUAUGCCCACUUUUAAAGGCAAUGAUACUUCUGAUUGCUCAGAGUUUGAUGAGAUCAUCCACAGUUUCUCUGAACAGUCUGACAGUUUUUGGAGAGAUUUUUGGACACUAAUUUUUGAGAUACUCUGAGUGAUUGUUUUAGCUUUGCUGAUUAGAAAAAGCUCACAACUUUUAUUCGAUGAAUGGGAGAUAUACAAGGAUCUAAAUAAGUCAUCUAUCGACUUAACUUAUCAAACAGAUCAAUCAUAUAAGUAUUGUAACCUUCAUUUUGACGAAGUAUUUGAACAAGUGGGACAAUAAGAUUACUGUCUUUGAAGAAUUCUGACCAAUUUA
Moneuplotes crassus is the source of this 851-nucleotide messenger RNA. The record is from the annotation of a GenBank genome assembly. NCBI's taxonomy places the organism in Eukaryota, Ciliophora, Spirotrichea, Euplotida, Euplotidae.